This is a messenger RNA of Fusarium venenatum, 1149 nucleotides long. RefSeq names its product Isopropylmalate dehydrogenase-like domain-containing protein. Gene Ontology annotation, cellular component: cytosol. Gene Ontology annotation, biological process: L-leucine biosynthetic process. NCBI's taxonomy places the organism in Eukaryota, Fungi, Ascomycota, Sordariomycetes, Hypocreales, Nectriaceae. Gene Ontology annotation, molecular function: NAD binding; 3-isopropylmalate dehydrogenase activity; magnesium ion binding. The record is from RefSeq and is a predicted model, not a curated record.
AUGUCGCAAAUCAAGACAUUUCGAAUUCUCAUCCUACCAGGAGACCAUGUCGGCCCUGAAAUCAUGACCGAAGCUCUGAAGGUCCUCGACGUGAUAGAAGCUAGUCGAUCCGACAUCCAAUUCGAAAAAGAUACAGAUAUCUGCGGCGGCUGCAGUAUCGACAAACACGGUACCCCAAUCACAGAAUCCGUCCUCGAAAAGGCCGUGUCUAGCGACGCCGUACUUUUCGGUAGCAUCGGUGGUCCGGAAUGGGCAGGAGCCGAGCCAACUCCAGAGUCUGGUCUGUUGCGGCUCCGUCAGCGCCUUGACGCUUUUGCCAACCUGCGUCCAUGCGAGAUUCUAGUACCGUCUCUCGUCAGUGCAUCACCAAUAAAGCCUGAGCUUGUGGCGGGGACUAAGUUCAUCGUUGUGAGAGAGAACUGUGGCGGUGCGUAUUUCGGAAAGAAAGAAGAAAGUGAAGAUGAAGCAUCCGAUCUUUGGGUUUACUCGAGAUCUGAGGUUGAGAGACUGGCCCGCGUGAGUGCUGCUAUCGCCAGGAUCUUGCAUGCGGGCAACGAAAAAGCGGACAAUGGAAGCAAACCAAUUGUCUGGAGCGCUGACAAGGCAAACGUUCUUGCGAGUGGGAGACUUUGGAGACGCGCAACGACGGAUAUCUUCAAUCGAGAACUCACAGACAUUGACCUCAGACACCAACUCGCCGAUAGUUUAGCGAUGCUGAUGGUUCUUGACCCCAAGCGUUUCAACAACAGCGUCAUUCACACCGAUAAUACUUUUGGAGACGUCCUUUCCGAUAUUUCUGGCGGUAUCACAGGUACGCUUGGAAUUCUGCCAAGCGCAAGUCUUGCUGGUGUCCCUGGAGAAGGGUCUUGUAAAGGGAUAUACGAGCCCGUUCAUGGGAGUGCUCCCGACAUUUCAGGCAAGAACCUUGCAAAUCCUGUGGCGCAAAUCUUGAGUCUGGCUAUGAUGCUUCGCUAUUCGUUUUUGCUAGAGAAGGAAGCAGAUGCCAUUGAACAAGCUGUUGCGAAGGUUCUCGAUGUUAAAGAUGGCGGUGGUUUGGAGAUUAGGACAAAAGACCUUGGUGGAAAUGCAAUGUGCAGUGAAGUUGGAGAUGCAGUUUGUAAGGUUCUUGGUAAUAUCUUGGAAACUUAA